AUGCCCGAUGGAGAAACCAAAAGGCAUACAUUUUCGUCACAUCAUGCUUGCAAGGGUCGCUCAAUGCUCAUACGAAACCAAGUGAAAAGGGAUUUUAUAAUUCGUUCUGAAGAGAUGAAGGAAAGUUUCUAUUGGGCUGUUGAGCAAUCAGAUAACGAACCCGUGUCUUCUCAUUCAACUCUCGUGUUUAAGGUUCAUUCUAAACCAUUUGAAUGCGACGACUGUGUCUUUGAUGCAGCUAAACCAAAGGUGACGAUGAAGGAAAAUCAGAAUGGAAUUUUGUAUCAUUCGAAUAGUUUUGGGAGGGAGAUAAAUCCCCUGGCCUUCACUGCUAAAGAUACGCAUCACUUAAAUGGACAUGGAAGGGAGAUGGCUCCUUUAGAAUUAGAGGCUAAAACUAGAGAUGAACCUUGGAACACUCAAAUUGUGGAUUCUUUUGCAAAGGAUAAUGAAUAUGGAAAUUUAAAUUCUAUGAAAAAGGAAGAUUGGAAUGAAAUUCCAAGUGACUGUGAGUGGGAUGCAGAUCCAUUGGAUUCUGAUACAGAGGACGAUGGCAGAUUGGGAAAUGAUCUGAAGCUUGAAGGUGCUGUGUUUGUUGAACGAUUUGCACAUGGUCAGGGUAAUGAUCCAAGAGAGUCUGAUCGGCUGUCCAUUGCUGCUUCAGAUAUGUUGGAGUCGGGUACAAAUUUAUAUACCGAUAAAGAUAUUACAGUGUGUGAAUUGCCCGAGUUGGAAGCAUGCUACAAAGAGACUAAUUAUAAUAUUGUCAAAGAUAUACGCGUUGAUGAGGGGAUGCCCACAGAGGACAAAGUUUUGACCGAAAGCAUUAAGGAUGAUUGUACAACAGCAAAAGAAAAGGAUGAUAUGGAAGUUCUCAUUCCAGACUGUUUACAGUCUCUGUCUUUGGAGAAUACCAAAGAUGAUCCCGGUAAAGAUUGUGAGUCCAAGGAAUAUACCUAUGACAAAUCACUUUUGCCCAUCGGGCCAAAAUCUACAUUGGAAAUUUCUUUCGACAAGGAUACUGUUCAGGGAUGUGAUCUGAAGGACUCGAUGAACUUUUGUGUACCAAAUGAUGGUACAUUUGCCAAGAUGGAAUCUUUUGUAGAUGCCAAACUUCCAAUGCAGAAUUUUGGUACUCGAAGUUUCCUUAGAUCUUUUCUCAACUCGUUAAACAGUGAUGAAAAUGAAAUUGCACAACCACCUGAUCAGAUUCCUCAUGGAGAUGCAAUUUCUGGAAGUCAAACUGCGUUAUCGACAAAUACAGAACCAGAUAAGAAUGUCCAAGCUGGCAACUUAUUAUACAAUAGUAAAGUGGACUGUGGAAGUAUUACUUUUAACUUCAACUCACCCAAAUCUGGGGCAUCUCGCAGUAUGGAUGGAUGUGCUGAAAAUGUCCAUGCACAAUCCGUCGAGUCAGAGGAUGAAUAUCAUCUUGAGUUUCUAAAUUCCGACAAUCUUUUCGAAGCUACCCUGGUUCAGUGCACUAGCAAUAAGUUCGAAAUCAAUGCAAAUGGUGAACAAUCCAAUGACCUCCAAGACACGAACUCUAAUUCCUCAGAUGGUCAAGUCCAGGAAGCUAGCAUCCAGGACAAAACUACUGGAAAUGUUAACGAAGAAGCCGUUCAGACAUAUGAUGUUUUUAAGGAUGAGGUCGAGAAAUCUGGCAGUGUUCCGGUCACAAACUUGGUCCGAUGUGAUGAAGGAGAGUUGAGCUUCUCCAAUGCAGGCCUUAUCACUAUCUCAGGGCCAAUGGCUUAUUCUGGGAGCGUCUCUCUUCGAUCUGAUACCAGUGCAGCCAGCUCUCGAUCCUUUGCCUUCCCAGUAUUACAAUCUGAAUGGAAUAGCAGUCCUGUGCGAAUGGCAAAAGCCGACAGGAGACAUUUUUGGAGGCGCAAGAGUUGGAGAUCUGGUCUUCUUUGCUGUAGAUUCUAA
This is a messenger RNA of Fraxinus pennsylvanica, 1932 nucleotides long. The record is from the annotation of a GenBank genome assembly. Lineage: Eukaryota; Viridiplantae; Streptophyta; Magnoliopsida; Lamiales; Oleaceae.